AUGUAUCUCGGUGUACUUGGUGGUGGUGUUUCCCUUUACUGCUUACCUCCUUACAUAGCCAUCGGCAAUCAAUACUUCUCCACGAAGAAUGAGAACAAUUCGUACAACUAUACCCAGCUGGUAUUUCCGAUGAGCAUCCCAUUUCAGUUGAAAACUGCAUUUGCUUACGUUGCUGUCACCGGUGUACAACAAUUAAUUGCAUUAGCCAUAAUGACCAUGUGGAUAUCCUGCGACACAUUGUUCGCUCACAUGACUACGUACGCUGCUAUCCACUUUCGAGUUCUACGGUAUGAAUUGGAGAACAUGUUUGACAACGAUAGCAAGGCUCGGCCCAACCAAGUCGUGAAUCCUAAAAUUGUAACUCUCGCCGAACGCCACUUAGAACUUUUCAGCUUAUGCAACGCCAUCGAGGAUAUAUUCAGUCCUAUGAUAAUGCUGUCAAUGCUGCUCUGUGCCACGAAUAUGUGCAUCACAAUGUAUGAGAUGGAGAAGGUCAUGCUGUCCUUGGGUGAUUACGUGGAAUUCGGAAUGAAUUUUGCACACUUAUGCGCUCUUUUUUUGAUGGUUUUGAUAUUCUGCGGUUUUGCGACCAUGCUGAGUGAUCAGUCUGAAGACAUCAGUGUGGGCGUUUACGGGUCAAAUUGGUUCGGAUGCGAUCCUGUGAUGAAGAGCCUCCUCGUGAUCAUAAUGAUGCGUGCCCAAAAGUCUUUCCACUGUACAGCCUACGGCUUUUUUCCCAUCAGUCUGAAUCAGGUUACUACGAUCUUCAGUUCGGCAUUGUCCUACUUUUCGAUGCUACGGACGCUGACAUAA
This is a messenger RNA of Orussus abietinus, 813 nucleotides long. RefSeq names its product odorant receptor 4-like. The record is from RefSeq and is a predicted model, not a curated record. Gene Ontology annotation, cellular component: plasma membrane. Bases 1 to 813 code for a protein of 270 amino acids. The transcript has 7 exons. Lineage: Eukaryota; Metazoa; Arthropoda; Insecta; Hymenoptera; Orussidae. Gene Ontology annotation, biological process: sensory perception of smell; detection of chemical stimulus involved in sensory perception of smell. Gene Ontology annotation, molecular function: olfactory receptor activity; odorant binding.